AUGACCAGGACGGACGGGAGUGGUGGCGGUUAUCUAAUUAUAUAUCUAUCCGAGCGGGCUGUCGUUAUUGUUGUUGUUGUUGCUUUCGGUUUCGAUUUUCGUGGGGUUUGUGCUCGUUUGUUCUCUGUAUAUAAGUUCGAAUCGGUAGCUGGUGGCCCCGCGUGUGAGAAACCACAAUACUCGCUUCACUACCGUCUUAUCCGCUCCUACCCUUUCAAGGAUGUUGAUAUCACGAGCCUCCGUCCCCGACAUUGA
This is a messenger RNA of Heterobasidion irregulare TC 32-1, 255 nucleotides long. RefSeq lists its product as uncharacterized. The record is from RefSeq and is a predicted model, not a curated record. Lineage: Eukaryota; Fungi; Basidiomycota; Agaricomycetes; Russulales; Bondarzewiaceae. Bases 1 to 255 code for a protein of 84 amino acids. The transcript is spliced from 2 exons.